Messenger RNA from Sarcophilus harrisii (Tasmanian devil), 5354 nucleotides. RefSeq names its product ATP binding cassette subfamily C member 11 (gene ABCC11). Gene Ontology annotation, molecular function: ABC-type transporter activity; ATP hydrolysis activity; ATP binding. The record is from RefSeq and is a predicted model, not a curated record. The coding region runs from base 107 to 4402 and encodes 1431 amino acids. Gene Ontology annotation, biological process: transmembrane transport. Gene Ontology annotation, cellular component: membrane. Lineage: Eukaryota; Metazoa; Chordata; Mammalia; Dasyuromorphia; Dasyuridae. The transcript is spliced from 31 exons.
GGGGGAAGUGAAGGAACAGAAGAAAGCCAUUUGUGCCUCUGGUGUUCUCUUGUGAUCUGAGAAAACAAUUAAUUGGGAAAGAAAGAAUUGGCAGAACUGAUCGAAGAUGCCCAGGAGAAGGAAAGACUGGGGUCCCAGUCCCACUGGUGGCUCUGUAAACCUUGGAAUGGACUUGGAAGAUAGCAUGGUUUAUGGCCUCACUUAUGUAUUGCUACCAGGAAUUUAUCAUAGGCUGCGUGGACUGGUGAUGAUUUGCCACAGUUACAAAAUUAGCAGGUGUCAGGAUGACUUUCAAUCCAGUGGCCUUUCUAUCAAGCCAAGUUACCUCACUGCCGAGCAAGAGAAAAAAUUCACCUUUGGGGAUAAUUAUUGGAGCCCAGGGCCUCAUAAUAAGCCAGAAGAACAGAAAACCCUCUCAGAUGGGAAAAAUCAUGCUGCUUGGAAAACGAUGAUCCCAAUUCGCCCCAAAUCAAAGUCCUCCAUGGAACAUCCUGUGGAUGGUGCUGGUUUGAUCUCUUACCUCACCAAUUCAUGGCUAACACCUCUCAUGAUCCAGGGCUUCCAGAAACGACUAAAUGAGCAUACCGUGCCUCCUCUAUCCAUAUACGACAGCUCAGAAAAGAAUUCUGAAAGGCUUAGAUACCUCUGGGAAGAAGAAGUUGCAAGAUAUGGUUAUGAAAAAGCUUCUGUGACUCGUGUGCUCUUCAGGUUCCAGAGAACAAGAUUUUGCUUUGAUAUACUGGCAAGCAUAUUCUUCAGUAUCAUGAGUGUCUUAGGACCAGUGCUACUUGUGCCAAAGAUCCUUGAAAAUAGUAUAGAUGUAUCUAAGAAUCUUUCCUAUAGCAUCGGACUCUGCUUUGCUCUUUUCUUCACUGAGUGUUUAAAGUCUUUUAGCCUGUGUGCAUGUUGGACCAUCAACCAUCGAACAGGAGCAAGGUUGAGAACAGCUGCAUGUUCACUGGCUUUUGAAAAACUCAUGGAAUUUCGGUCUUUAACCCAUAUCUCUGUUGGAGAAACCAUUAGCUUUUUUACCAGUGACAUCAAUCACCUAUUUGAAGGGGCUUGCUUUGGUCCUCUGAUUAUCAUCACAUUAGCAACAAUAGUUACUGCUUCUGCUUCCACUUACGUCACUCUUGGUCCCACAGCAUUCCUAGGAAUUGUCUGCUACCUCCUGACUUUUCCCCUGCAGGCAGUUUUGACCAAGAUUAUUGUGAGGUUACAAAAUAAGACUGCUGAGGUCAGUGAUAAGAGAAUCCGAAUCACAACUGAAAUUCUCACCUGCAUUAAGCUGAUUAAAAUGUACUCUUGGGAAAAACCAUUUUCAGCCAUCAUUAAAGCUUUAAGAAACAAGGAGCAGAAAUUAUCGGAAAAAUGUGGAUUUCUUCAGAGCCUCAAUACUUCUGUUUUGUUCGUUGCACCAACUGUGGCUACUGUUGUGAUGUUUCUUGUCCACACAGGUUUAAAGCUAGAACUCACUACAUCAGUAGCAUUUACUGCUGUGGCAACAUUGAGUACACUGAAGCUGUCUGUGUUCUUUGUACCUUUUUCUAUCAAAGGAUUUACAAAUUCAGAGUCGGCCGCACAGAGAUUGAAGAAAUUUUUCUUGAAGGAAUGCCCUGCAUUUUAUGUCCAGGAACUGAAAGGCUCUGCUGCAUUGGUUUUUGACAAUGCCACCUUGUCUUGGGAAUGGAAUGACAGUGGGAUCUGCAAUGGAGCUAUGGAGAUGAAUGGGAAGGGAGACUGUGCUGACAAACCUGCUGUGGUGUCAUCUCAAGUGAAGAAUCAGAGGCUCAGCCAACUUGGAGAGAAAAAGACCAACCUGGGUCCAGUGUUGCACAAUAUAAACAUUGUGGUACCAAAGGGGAAGAUUUUAGGAAUUUGUGGAAACACGGGAAGUGGAAAGAGCUGUCUGUUGUCAGCUAUACUGGGGGAGAUGAAUUUACACUCUGGGUCUGUGGGGGUGAAUGGAAGUCUGGCCUAUGUCCCCCAGCAGCCAUGGAUAUUCAGUGGGACUGUCAGAAGUAAUAUACUCAUGGGAGAAAAAUACGACCAAGCCAGAUAUCACCAUGUGAUCCAUUCCUGUUCGCUGAAGAGGGAUCUGGAAAUUUUGCCCUAUGGAGACAUGAGUGAAAUUGGGGAACGGGGCCUCAACCUCUCGGGGGGCCAGAGGCAGAGGAUCAGCUUGGCACGCGCUGUGUAUGCUGACCGUGAUAUUUACCUGCUGGAUGACCCACUCUCUGCAGUGGAUGCCCAUGUUGGGAAGCACAUAUUUGAAGAGUGCAUUAAGAAGGCACUUAGUGGGAAGACCAUGGUUCUGGUGACUCAUCAGCUGCAGUAUUUAGAAUUUUGUGACUACAUCAUUUUAUUAAAGGAUGGGAAAAUAAGUGAAAGUGGAACUCACGAUGAAUUAUUGCAGAAGAAGGGACAAUAUGCCCAGCUCAUUCAGAAAAUAUGUGGAGAGACUGCACAGAAUGUAACAGAUGGGGCUAAAAAUAUAGGAGAGAAGACAGAGGUAGAUCUCUACUCCCAGGAGGGAUUCUUCAAUGAAAACCCAGUGCUGGAGACUCAGCUUACUGAAAAGGAGGAAAUGGAAGAAGGUUCCCUGAGCUGGAAAGUCUAUCACUAUUACAUCCAGGGAGCAGGAGGUUAUAUUAUCACUUUCCUGACUUUUUUUAUCAUGAUGGUGAAUGUCAGCCUGACAACCUUCAGUUUCUGGUGGUUGAGCCACUGGCUCCAUCAAGGCUCAGGGGCUAGUAACAGCACCAGGAUCAAUGGAACAAAAUACAUGGGCCCAGGAAGCCUCUUGGACAAUCCCCAAUUCCAUAUUUACCAAAUAGUGUAUGGAGUGUCUGCCCUGGCACUGAUUUUUACGGGUGUCAUGUCAUCGGGCUUUUUCACCAGGACUACAAGGAAGUCAGCUACCGUCCUUCACAACACUCUCUUUAUGAAGAUUCUCCAUUGCCCUAUGAGUUUUUUUGACACAACUCCUAAUGGUCGAUUCUUGAACUGUUUUUCUGGAGAUUUGAAUGAGUUGGACCAGAUGCUGCCAAUGGUUGCGGAAGAAUUCUUACUUUUGCUUUUUGUAGUGGUGUCUAUUUUGAUCAUUGUGGUCAUACUCUCUCCUUAUUUCCUGAUUGUUGGAAGCAUCGUUGGUAUUAUCUUUUUAAUUUUAUUUCAAGCUUUUAAGAAGACCAUCAAUGUGAUCAAGAGGCUAGAGAACUAUAGCAGAUCUCCACUCUAUUCUCACAUCAUUACAUCUCUGAAUGGCCUGAGCUCUAUACAUGUCUAUGGGACAGCCAAUGACUACAUCCAAGAAUUCAGAAGGCUCACAGAUAAUCACUGUAACUAUGUAUUCCUGUUUCUGUCUACAACACGUUGGACCUCAUUGAGACUUGAGCUCUUAACCAACCUGAUAACCCUAGCUGUAGCCUUGUUUGUGGUUCUGAGUCCUUCUUCUAUAAGCUAUUCUUACAAAGCCAUGGCCAUUAGCUACGUCCUACAGUUGGCUACAAAUUUUCAAGCUUGUGCAAGAUUGGGUUCAGAAACAGAGGCCAGGUUCACUUCUGCAGAGAGGAUACUCCAGUAUAUGAAGCUGUCGGUUCCUGAGUCUUCUUUACACAUCAAAGGAGUGAGCUGCCCCCCAGAUUGGCCACAGCAAGGGCAAAUAGUCUUCAAGGAUUAUCAGAUGAAAUACAGAGACAAUACACCAAUAGUUCUCAAUGACAUCAACUUGACCUUUUACAGUCAAGAAGUGGUGGGCAUCGUGGGAAGAACAGGUUCUGGAAAGUCCUCUUUGGCAGUGGCUUUAUUCCGGCUGGUGGAACCUGCUGCUGGCAGCAUCUUUAUUGACAACAUUGACAUCUGUAGUCUUGGCCUAGAGGAUCUGCGGUCCAAACUGUCAAUCAUCCCUCAAGAUCCUGUCUUGCUAUCAGGCACCAUAAGGUUCAAUUUAGACCCCUUUGAAAGUUACACUGAUGAGCAAAUCUGGCAAGCUUUGGAAAGAACAUGCUUAACUAAGACUAUCUCAAAACUCCCAGAAAAACUGUUAGCUGAAGUUGUGGAAAAUGGUGGAAACUUCUCUGUUGGGGAAAAGCAACUUCUUUGCAUAGCUAGAGCCCUCCUGCGCAAUUCCAAGAUCAUAUUAAUAGAUGAAGCUACUGCCUCCAUUGAUGUGGACACUGAUGCCCUGAUCCAGCACACAAUUCGAGAAGCAUUCCAUGGUUGUACGGUGCUGAUCAUUGCACAUCGCAUCACAACUGUCCUAGAUUGUGAUCGCAUCUUAGUCAUGGACAAUGGAAAGGUAUUGGAGUAUGACAAACCUGAAGUCUUACAACAGAGACCUAAUUCGGCAUUUUCAGCUUUGCUGGCAGCAGCACAUAAAAACAUAAAGUUAGAGCAAUAGUGUAUGGGAGAACUCUAGGUGGAUCUGGAGUUCAGAGAUAGAACCAAUUCAACCAUUAAGCUCUGAAAUCCUCAAAGCAAAUAGAGAUAUUGAUAUAAAUACUCCAAUGAACUUAGUUUAUUCAGAAAUCCAGAUUAUGUUAGCAUUUGAAGAUGAUGUUACAGCAGAAUGGACAGGUUUUUUUUUUAUUUAAAAAAAAUUCAGUACUUAAAAAAACACUAACUAAAUGAGUAUUUCUAUAUAUAAUAUGGAAAAGGAAAGGACUGUACAUGAAACUGAAUCUCUAUGAUGUAGAGCUUGCUUUUCUUUUUAAGGAUACAAUAAACUCAACAUCUAACUUUCACACUGACAAUCUGUAAUUCCUUCUGGCCUUCUUUCUCUUCUCUUCUAAUUUUAUGUUGAGGGAGAAGUGGGAAGAGAAGAAAAUCCUAUCAGCCAUUUACUUUUCCUUUCCAACUCAACUCCCUGGUCCCUCCCAAAAACUGAAGGAAAAAAAAAACAUAAAAAAUCUUUGUAAUAGAACAAUGAACCAUACAAAUUUUCACAUGAAUAUUAAAUAAAUAUUUAAUUUUACAACUUGAGUCCAAUACUACUUUGUCAGUAGUUUGGCUAGUAUGCUUCAUCAUCAGUCCUCUGCAAUUGUGAUUAGCCAUUGCCUAAGAGAGGCUUUGGUUAUAUUAUCAAAAUGUUGAUAUGUUGUCUCAUUGUUUAAUUAUCUUUGACCUACAAAUUCUUUAGGAUUGACUUAUUUAGUCUCCAAUUACUUUUUUUUUUUAGAGCAUUUGUCAAAAAGCAGUAUGUUUAAUGAUUCAUAUGUAGAUUUUUGAAGGAAAAUAAAAUAAUGAUAACAAUAAGAGUCAUCUUGGUUAUUUUCCAUUUAUAUCAGCCUCCCAAGGAACAGAUGAUGUUGUUUGAACUACUCACAAAAUUUUCAUGUUCCUUAGUAUUCAUU